GAGAGAGAGAGAGAGAGUGAGAGAGAGAGAGAGAGUGUGAGUGAGUGAGUGAGUGCAGGGGGAGGAGGUCGACAUGGCUGAGCAGGAGGCCGCGGACCUUCCCUUGAGCCAGGAGACCUUCCAGGAGCUCUGGAACCUGAUAUCCCCUGAGUUUGAUGCUCCUCCAGGUGAGAACAGUGAUGUGGAAGAGAGCAGGAGCUGGGAAAACCUGGAAAAUGUACAGUCAGAGCCCCCUGAAGCCCUCUUCCAAGAGGAAUUAGAAGAGGCUGUGAUUGAGAGGCCUUCCACCUGCAGCCCUCAGCCUUUUCUGUCAACUGCUGAUACCACUCCCUCCCCUGCCCUAUCCGUGAUUUCUACUGCCAACUACAUGGGGGAGCUUGGCUUCCAGCUUCACUUCCAUCAGUCCGGCACAGCCAAGUCUGUCACAUCCACUUAUUCUCCAGACUUGAAUAAGUUAUACUGCCUGAGUGGGAAGACAUGUCCUGUUGAGAUACACGUGGACCAGUCUCCGCCCCCAGGUGCUGUCCUGCGUGCCACUGCUGUCUACAAACUGCUGGAGCAUCGGGCAGUAGUGGUGCGUUGCUGCCCCUACCAUGAGGGUGCUGCAGAGAAUAAUGAAGGCCCGGCUAACCGUAGUCACCUGAUACGGGCAGAAGGCUGUCAGCGAGCUCAGUACAUAGAGGACAGUGCCACUGGAAGGCAUAGUGUCCUGGUGCCCUAUGAACAAUCCCAGCCAGGCACAAAGUGCUACACAGUGUUCUACACUUUCAUGUGUAACAUUAGCUGCAGGGGGGGCAUGAACCGUCGACCCAUCCUCACAAUCAUUACGCUGGAGACCCAGGGGGGUGAGAUUCUGGGACAAGGCUGUUUUGAGGUGCGCGUUUGUGCUUGUCCCGGCCGGGACAGGAAGAAUGAUGAGGAGAACUUCAGGAAGCGCAAUGCGUCUUUCAGCGAAGUGUCUCAUCUUGAAGUCCAAAACAAAAAGAUCAAGUACAGCAACACUAGUGCUGAUGAUGGGGUAUACACACUGCUGGUCCGUGGGAAGGAGCGAUUUGAAAUGCUGAAGAAAAUAAAUGACAGUUUAGAGCUGUCAGACAGCAUUCCAGCUACAGAACUUGAAAAAUACAGACUGAAAGUUAACUCAGGAGUCCACAAGCAUGAGCGUCAGGCCCCAGAGCCAAAAAAAGGGAAGAAGCUGCUGAAGAAGAAAAGCUCUGACCGUGGGGGAGAAGCUGACAGAGAUCCUUAACAUCCACCCCAAAGAACCUUGUCCUGUCUGUGGUUAGAAGGUGUUUCCCUGCAUUUCUUGUACAGUCAACCCGCUAUGUUUCUGGACAGAGUGACUUUUUUGCAUUAUUCAUGUGCCAAAAAUAAACUGAAAUGAUGCAGCUGAAAUUGGUGUCAGUGCCCAGGUAUUAACUUACCAGAUAUGGAAUACUGGGCCCAUACGUUUGUCAGUUUUAUUCUGUGCUCAGUUUACUGUGCAUUCAGUUUAUUUUUAUAAUAUGCAUUG
Scleropages formosus (Asian bonytongue) is the source of this 1513-nucleotide messenger RNA. RefSeq names its product cellular tumor antigen p53-like. Gene Ontology annotation, biological process: regulation of transcription by RNA polymerase II; protein tetramerization; apoptotic process. The transcript is spliced from 10 exons. The coding region runs from base 74 to 1249 and encodes 391 amino acids. Gene Ontology annotation, cellular component: nucleus. NCBI's taxonomy places the organism in Eukaryota, Metazoa, Chordata, Actinopteri, Osteoglossiformes, Osteoglossidae. The record is from RefSeq and is a predicted model, not a curated record. Gene Ontology annotation, molecular function: DNA-binding transcription factor activity, RNA polymerase II-specific; RNA polymerase II cis-regulatory region sequence-specific DNA binding; protein binding.